Molecule: messenger RNA, 174 nt
Organism: Funneliformis mosseae
Lineage: Eukaryota; Fungi; Glomeromycota; Glomeromycetes; Glomerales; Glomeraceae
Source: the annotation of a GenBank genome assembly
AUGUCGCGGUCACAUGCUCCAUCACGACAAAAUGCAUUUCUUUGUCGAAAGCUUCCAUCAUAUGAUAGCGCUGUUAAAUAUCGCAAAAAACAUAGGAGAUGUUGUAGCCCAAAUGCGUUAAUGUCCGCGCAUUUCAGACAUUUACGCACUUGGGAUACAACAGAGACACAAUGA